AUGGCAUCUGUACAUAUCCAUAGUCAACCGAAAGGAUUAACAAGACUCUACGCCAAUGCACUAAAGUUAUACCGAGCUGUAUACGUGCUAUUUAACUGGAUAGAAGGUUUCCUUUGCAAGGAAACACUAACCCAAGGUUCUCCGUACAAGAUGAAACUUAUGCUAUGCUAA
Dictyostelium purpureum is the source of this 171-nucleotide messenger RNA. RefSeq lists its product as uncharacterized. Bases 1 to 171 code for a protein of 56 amino acids. Lineage: Eukaryota; Evosea; Eumycetozoa; Dictyosteliales; Dictyosteliaceae. The transcript has a single exon. The record is from RefSeq and is a predicted model, not a curated record.